GUUCCUGGUGAAAGGAGGCUUGGUUGGAGGUGCUGUUUAUGUAGUAUAUGAGCAGGGGCUCUUAAGCGGCAGCGACCAGGGGGCUGAAGCACUCCAAAAAGCCCAAGCGGCAUUGCCCCCAGCUGUGGAGGAAUGGACCAGAUAUUUCGGUUGGCAGCUUCCAGCAAUUCCAAAAACUGAAUUUUCUAUUGCCAGUUCCUGGAACACAGGGGUCGAGACGGUCAUCGGUGCUCUCUCUGUAGCCCCGACCAGGGCUUGCGAAUACACACAGCACAGCUGGAAAUACCUGAAGGGUCUUAUCAAAUGAAACCCUACCAAAGAGCCUUGGUUUUGCUUUCCUUCUUGCUAUCUCAGGGGGAAUUGAUGCCUGCAGGGGGGCCCUGGGGCUUGGAAUAAAGGCCUUGCA
This is a messenger RNA of Gekko japonicus, 406 nucleotides long. RefSeq names its product MICOS complex subunit MIC13-like. Gene Ontology annotation, cellular component: MICOS complex; mitochondrial crista junction. Lineage: Eukaryota; Metazoa; Chordata; Lepidosauria; Squamata; Gekkonidae. The transcript is spliced from 3 exons. Gene Ontology annotation, biological process: cristae formation. The annotation marks the transcript as partial. The record is from RefSeq and is a predicted model, not a curated record.